ACGCACGUCCAUUAGCGUGUGUGGUGCGCGGUCCCCUGUGAAGACGUCGGGCACGUCCGUUAGCGUGUGUGGUGCGCGGUCGCCUGUGAAGACGUCACGCACGUCCGUUAGCGUGUGUGGUGCGCGGUCCCCUGUGAAGACGUCGGGCACGUCCGUUAGCGUGUGUGGUGCGCGGUCGCCUGUGAAGACGUCGGGCACGUCCGUUAGCGUGUGUGGUGCGCGGUCGCCUGUGAAGACGUCGGGCACGUCCGUUAGCGUGUGUGGUGCGCGGUCGCCUGUGAAGACGUCACGCACGUCCGUUAGCGUGUGUGGUGCGCGGUCGCCUGUGAAGACGUCACGCACGUCCGUUAGCGUGUGUGGUGCGCGGUCCCCUGUGAAGACGUCACGCACGUCCGUUAGCGUGUGUGGUGCGCGGUCCCCUGUGAAGAUGUCACGCACGUCCCUUAGUGUGUGUGGUGCGCGGUCGCCUGUGAAGACGUCACGCACGUCCCUUAGUGUGUGUGGUGCGCGGUCCCCUGUGAAGACGUUGGGCACGUCCGUUAGCGUGUGUGGUGCGCGGUCGCCUGUGAAGACGUCGGGCACGUCCGUUAGCGUGUGUGGUGCGCGGUCGCCUGUGAAGACGUCGGGCACGUCCGUUAGCGUGUGUGGUGCGCGGUCGCCUGUGAAGACGUCACGCACGUCCGUUAGUGUGUGUGGUGCGCGGUCGCCUGUGAAGACGUCGGGCACGUCCGUUAGCGUGUGUGGUGCGCGGUCACACCUUCCCACACAGUGCAGGUACCUCCGGGAAGCUGUACCGUUUACACAUCCCUCAAGUUCUCUGUGCUUCAGUUUGCCUUCCUCCUGAAGAGCCACACCCAAAAGGGGCCCCACUCCAGGCUGCUGGGGCUUCAGGAAGCGAUGAGAUGCUGACGCACGCCCCAUGCACCACCACCGCUGCCUAUGUGACUCCCCACCCCCAGCCGGGUGCUCCGAGCCAUGGCCGACACCAUCUUCGGCAGUGGGAAUGAUCAGUGGGUUUGCCCCAAUGACCGGCAGCUUGCCCUUCGAGCCAAGCUGCAGACGGGCUGGUCUGUGCACACCUACCAGACGGAGAAGCAGAGGAGGAGCCAGCACCUCAGCCCCGCGGAGGUGGAGAUCAUCCUGCAGGUCAUCCAGAGGGCCGAGCGGCUCGACAUCCUGGAGCAGCAGAGAAUCGGGCGGCUGGUGGAGCGGCUGGAGACCAUGAGGCGGAAUGUGAUGGGGAACGGCCUGUCCCAGUGUCUGCUCUGCGGGGAGGUGCUGGGCUUCCUGGGCAGCUCGUCGGUGUUCUGCAAAGACUGCAGGAAGAAAGUCUGCACCAAGUGUGGGAUCGAGGCUUCCCCUGGCCAGAAGCGGCCCCUGUGGCUGUGUAAGAUCUGCAGUGAGCAAAGAGAGGUCUGGAAGAGGUCGGGGGCCUGGUUCUACAAAGGGCUCCCCAAGUAUAUCUUGCCCCUGAAGACCCCUGGCCGAGCUGAUGACCCCCACUUCCGACCUUUGCCCACGGAACCGGCAGAGCGAGAGCCCAGAAGCUCCGAGACCAGCCGCAUCUACACGUGGGCCCGAGGAAGAGUGGUUUCCAGCGACAGUGACAGUGACUCGGAUCUUAGCUCCUCCAGCCUAGAGGACGGACUCCCACCCACUGGGGUCAGGGACCGGAAAGGUGACAAACCCUGGAGGGGGUCAGGUGGCAGCGUGGAGGCCCCCAGGAUGGGGUUCACCCACCCGCUGGGCCACCUCUCCGGGAGCCAGAGCAGCCUGGCCGGUGAGACGGGGACGGGCUCCGCCGACCCGCGGGGGGGACCCUGCCCUGUGCUGACCCGAAGGGCCCCGGUAAAAGACGCACCUGGACGAGCCCCCGCUGCUGACGCAGCUCCAGCAGGCCCCUCCAGCUGCCUGGGCUGAGGUGUCUGCUGCCUGGAACAGACUUCCCUGUGGAGGAUUCCUGCCAGACCCUGCCCGGCUCCUCCCUGACCGGCCCUUGUGCCCUCGUGAGACACCCUGUUGGCCAUGACUCGACAAACCAGUGUUGGGAGCUGUCUGCCUCCCCCACUCAGUGCCUUUCUGCACCCCUUCUCUCCUGGGGAGCUGUCUGCAUCCGCCAUCCCCUCCACCCACUGCCCUCAGCCCCUGACCUUAUUUAUUGCCCUCCUCCCACACCCCCAAUCUACCUGCUGAUGAUUUUAAGUUUGCGUGUGUCUUGGGUUGGGCUGGGGGGGUUUCCCACAUGCAGUGUCAGAGGGGCUGCCCGGCGGGGCUUUCUCCGUGGCUGUAUUAAUGGUAAGACUAAAUGAAACCUAGGGUACGGCCUCCAAAGCUGCGUGUGGCCCCUUAGAGGCGAGCAUCGGAGCCAGAGCAGUGAGGGUGAGAUUCACCCACCCUCUCCCUCUCCCUUCAGCUCUGGGAGGCGGGAGCAGUGCCCCCCUCCCGUGGGCUGGCCCAGGACCGCGGGUGAAACCUGGCUCUGUUUGGUUUCUUUGGUUUUUGUAUGUUUGUUUGUUUCGGAGACAGAGUCGCGCUCUGUUGCCCAGGCUGGGGUGCAGUGGCGCAAUCGCGGCUCACUGCAACCUCCGCCUCCUGGGCUCAAGCGAUUCUCUCAUCUCAGCCUCCUGAGUAGGUGGGAUUACAGGUGCCUGCCACCACACCAAGUUAAUUUUUGUAUUUUUAGAGGAGAUGGGGUUUCUCUAUGUUGGCCAGGCUGGUCUUGAACUCCUGGUCUCAAGUGAUCCGCCUGCCUCGGCCUCCCAAAGUGCUGGGAUGACAGGUGUGAGCCCCCACACCCAGCCCUAUUAGGUUUCUUUGAAUCCCCUCAUGGCCUUCCUGGUUUUUGCUCAGCCUGUCUUCAGCUUGAGGAGUUGGGAAGCUCUGGUGGAUGCUAUGAACUCACUCGCUGAAGAGCAGCCUUCAGGUGCAUCCCCGGCCAGGGCACGUGGCUCCCUCAGCCAUGAAUUCACUUCUCUUCCGGAGGCUUGGCUUGGCAUGAAAACACUUCAUUCAGAGUAUGGGCAAAUGCUUCUGGAAAACCCUUCCGUGAAGAGAGAGAACGUGUGUGUGUGUGUGUGUGUGUGUGUGUGUGUGUGUGUGUGUGUGUGUGUGUGUGUGUGUGUGUGUGUGUGUGUGUGUGUGUGUGUGUGUGUGUGUGUGUGUGUGUGUGUGUGUGUGUGUGUGUGUGUGUGUGUGUGUGUGUGUGUGUCGGUGUUCAUACCCUCCUAUUCUUCCUGCCUCCUGCCCCAACCCUCGGGUCCCUGGGUCUGGAAGGGCCUCCUCUCCAAGCUGGGAGCUCCUGGGCCCCCACCAUUCACUUUUUGUCCUUGCUGCUGGCAAACAGUAAAGAAACUCACUUUCCCUGUGGCACGUUAUGCUUCAGAAUUAAAACAAUGAAGAUUAAAA
Molecule: messenger RNA, 3405 nt
Organism: Pongo pygmaeus (Bornean orangutan)
Lineage: Eukaryota; Metazoa; Chordata; Mammalia; Primates; Hominidae
Gene: RPH3AL
Product: rabphilin 3A like (without C2 domains)
Exons: 10
Coding region: 976-1920 (314 amino acids)
Biological process (GO): intracellular protein transport; exocytosis; spontaneous neurotransmitter secretion
Cellular component (GO): synapse
Molecular function (GO): small GTPase binding
Source: RefSeq, a predicted model, not a curated record